Molecule: messenger RNA, 1008 nt
Organism: Hylaeus anthracinus
Lineage: Eukaryota; Metazoa; Arthropoda; Insecta; Hymenoptera; Colletidae
Product: acyl-coenzyme A thioesterase 13
Exons: 4
Coding region: 236-658 (140 amino acids)
Molecular function (GO): fatty acyl-CoA hydrolase activity
Source: RefSeq, a predicted model, not a curated record
UUAAGAUCCUUAUUUAUUAUUUCUAUGUUCUAAUUUCUUCUAAUUAACGAGUUGGUAUUCAAAGUUUCCUAGUAUGAGUCAAGGGCGUCAAGGUUUAUAAAAAGUUACGUCAGUUGCCUCUAGUUUGGUUCGGUUAUUUUAGCUAUCGUCAACCAUGAGUGAGCGAAACGAUUAGUUCAAAAUAUUUUGAUUAGCAAUACUUCUAUCUAAACAAAGUAUUUAUAUAGACGAAAUCAUGACACGAGGAGUUGAAUUUAUUAAAUCAGUUUUAACUACUGUUCUUAGUUCACCAAAUUUCGGACAAGUUUUAAAAAAUCUCGAAAUAGUUUCAGCAGGAAGUGGAAAUUGUAAAGCACAACUUCGUGUUGCUCAAGAACACCUGAACAUGGGUGGUACUAUGCAUGGUGGUUUUACAACUACCCUCAUAGAUUGUGUUUCUACCUAUGCUACAAUGACGAAUCCGAAUGGUGUGCCAGGAGUUUCAGUGGACUUAAUGAUUUCAUUUAUGAAGCCUGCCUUACCUGGCGAAUUGGUGACAAUCGAUGCCAGAACUGUGAGAAUUGGGAAAACAUUAGUUUUCCUUUCAGUGGAUGUCACGAAGAACGAUGGAAAAGACAUGAUCGCUCAUGGGAGACACACAAAAUUUAUUGCGAAAUGAAACACUGUAUACUGUUACCAAUAAGUGUACAGAGUGCCAUAGUUAUAAUAAUGGAUUAUAGUACUUCUAUUAUGUAUAUAAGUAUUUAAUGAAUACAAUUUCUUAAUUAAAAACUUGUAUCAUGCUCUUUUGUACAUAAUAUGAACUGAACACAUUUUGACUAAAACAUUUCUUUGCUAUUAAAAAUAUAUAUUAUAAAUGAUUAUAAUACAUUCUAUAAUGUUUAAUGGCACAGGAUUACGAAAAAUGCAAUUGCUGAUGAUGUAGCAUUGACUGAUGUUAAAAUUGUCGUAAUUAAGUAAUGCGCGUAUUAGUCAACUUUUUUGGCCUGAUUAAAGGCGAUAUUAACA